AUGUCCCGCCACGCCGCCGCCGCCGACAAAGGACGCGUGUGUCGGACGUCCACGCACGCGGCGCCGGGACGCGAACGCGGACACGGCGCAGAGGUGGAGGAGGAGGAGGAGGACGCCGGCGCGGCCCCCCCACGCACGCGCGCACGCCGCCGUACGACACAUGUACGCACGCACGCACGCGCACACCGCCGCCGCCGACGACGACGCCGACGCCCACGUCACACCCCCGACGCCGCCACUAUAAAAAGGGCGCCCACCCCCCAUGUCACGCCCGUCGCUUCUUUCCCUCCUUCCACCACCAUGCCUCUGGCAAAGCGGGCGAGAAGGAGUGACGAGGAAGUCUACGACCAACGAAUCGCUGAUGCCCGACAAGAUCCUGCGCGUCUUCAAGCGUUGACAAGACCACUUGCUGGGACGGUACACAAUCGCAAGCUCUCUCCCGCGGGCGAGUACAUUCACGAACGCGUCGCCAAAUUGUGGAAACUCUUUCUUCAAAAACGCAUUAGUGGGCCAGAGGGUUGGGCGCAGGAGAUUGUCCAAGGGUCGGCAAUCCCUACUGACGACAUAUUCAAGGAAUUUAUUCGGUUCCUCAGCGUCGUCAUCGUUGGCCGACUGGCCGAGUUCGCAACCAAGAAGACGAUCAAGAGCUAUCUGUACAUUUUCUUCGCUCUGUGGAAACGCAAAACAUUCGAGUUGUUGCCCAAAAUCUUGCGCACCAAAGCCAUUGACUUCAUCUCCCAUCCCGAAUUCACCUCGGCCAUCCGACUCUCAACCGCUGCUCGCGCCAAAGAGCAUGGCGACGUAAUCGACCUUGUCAUCAUUCUCAAAGCCCUCUUCACCGACACAACCUGCUGUCGAACACACCGCUUCCGCCUGAUGAUGAUGUAUCAGCUGGUGAUCAUCGCGCUGUCCUCCGAAAGACCCGGCGCCCUCGUUGAAUCCGCUCAAUACCGCGGCACUAAUCAAGCUUUGCUAUGGCGUGACCACGCAUUCUGGUUGAUUCCAAAUCCUGCCAGAGAGGAUCGCCCGCUCCUUGGUCUCCUCGUCACCUGUCGACUUCUCAAAGGUUUCCGCGAAAACGACAGCGUCAACAAGCAUUUCUUCAUCCUGCAAGAGCCCGACUCUCAUCGCAUGGUCGACGGCCUCAUGUACGCUCUCACGCUCGCUUUGGCCGACAAUAUCUUUCAAGAUGUAUCCUCCAUUGAAGAAAUACUUCGACCCAAGGUAUUCCCCACACGAGCGAUCCAAUUGCGAAUACGACACGACAAACUUGACCUGCCCGUUCUGCGCAAGGAGAUGAUCAUUGAUGGCAAGUGGUCCGUGGACCACACAUUCGCUGUCCCCUACUCUUGGGUGGCAGGUCGCCUCAAGCGUAUCACUUUGCGAGCUGGUUUCCAAACAAAUGUCACUUUUUACAGCUUUAGACGCGGGACGGCUAAUCGAAUAGACGCUGAGGUCUCUGAGGAAGAGCGACGAAUGCUGAUGGGUCAUGCAUCUGGUUCCGACCAAUUCUUUUCUUCCUAUAAAUCUCGAAUCUCGACUGUGGACCUCGGCAACGUGCUCGUGGGGCGUAACGAGGUUGACGAUGGGCAUGUCCUGAUAAUGAAGACUGUUACUGGACUGGCACGCGGAUUGGAUCCGAAGGCCCCACUGAAACUUACCGCCGCCGAGUCCACAGCAUUAGAGUCGGAGCCCGAGCUCGUCGAGCUUCGUGCCAAGAAGCAAGCGGCCCUUGACCUGGCGGCUGAAGAACGCAAAAAGCUUGCGCAAAUAGACGACGAUGACGAAGAUGAGCACCAACGACAGUCAAAUGUCGUGGCCGACGCCCUCCAAGUGGCAAGAGUGCAUGGCCGGAAGCACCAUGCGUUGGUAUCCACCGAGACUGAACUCCGCUUGACUGAAAAGCGUCGUCUUUUUUUCGAAGAGGCGCCGUUCCGGGAGCUCAACGGAAUUGAUGUUCCUCAACGACCACCAAUGGCCGCUAUCCCCACCAACACACCGAGCAAACGAAUAGCCGGCCACGUCGCAGUAACCUCCGGAAAAGAGAACGUGAUCGGACUCCGUCGUCGCUUGCCUCGCCUUGGGUCCGCCAUCGAUGAAGUUUUGGCCAUCAUCACCAACUUCAUCGUGGAUAACGACGACCAGGCUACUCAUCUCGUCGAGUCCGUCAAUGGCUUGCUCAGCCUUCCUGCACAACCCUCCCCACUUUGUUAUCCUGGCGAGGGACCGACUCCAGAAGGCCAUUGUCCAUUUUGCGACAUUGAGAUUUCCUCUAAAACCCAUGCCUUUGAUGGCGCAAAUAUGGCCACGCAUAUUCACAAGUGCAUGCUCAACGACGUUCAACUCAAAGCGACUCAACAGCUUAGCGUGGACUUUAUCCCGCAAAGCUGCCGAUGGAAGCCGUGUCGCCAAAGAGAAACGAUCUGGACCUCUCGAGACGAUUUUGCUAGGCAUGUCUUUGGUCAUGUCCAAACUGCCAAGAAUGCUGGGUGGUCCAGCGGCGGCAAGGCUCUCUGUCGCUGGCUCGAGGACGACAGUGACGUCGAGAUUUGCGGGGAAACUGAGUGCGAUGAGGAACACUUUGGCUGCGUUCAUGGGCUCAAUGUCUGGCCCAAGGUGCGCGUCGUCUAUGACGUCAUCACGUCUGAAACCUUUGUCGAUCUCGACGGCAAUGGCGAUGAAUACCGUGACCAGUGCCUUGAGCACUACGCUCGUUUGUUUGAGCCGUUUGCAACACGUGGCGACAUCGAAGUUGACUUCAGUACACCGGGAGUGACGUUCACCGACGAGGCGACCAACUGCAUAACCUUCGAUAAUGGGGAAGGUUUGGGAGGCGAGAGGCCAGAGUUUCAUGGCCAUAUCGAGCUCCUUGUCGCCCUAUCCCCCUGCUUCUGCCCCUUCUGCGUGUUCGAUGGGGACAUGGAUAUCGUAAAGAGAAUGGCUCAAUUCAUUACCAACAACGCCUUUCAACUCCACCUCCACCUCCAUCUCGCCCACGUUGUCGCAAUGAAACAGCCCAGGACAUGUCCAGUUCCUUCUUGCGGUCCAACGAUGUUUGAUGCUUUCGACCUACUCACACAUAUGGUCGUAUUCCAUCGCGUUCCGAUCUGCGGGUCUACGAAACAUAUCCGACGCCGCCAGCUUCGACUUCCGAAGCGCGAGGAUAUGCUGACCCCGAUGGAAGAGGACGACGAAGAGGUUGGGGCAGAGAACCAACAAGAGUCGCAGAAGCCGGCGAGGAAGCGCUCGAGGAUGGUGAUUUAUGACUCGUCUGACGACGAAGAACCCGAACAAACAACCGCGCCUGUCUUUGACCAGCAAGAGGGCACAAGUGCGGCUGCUGGCAAGCGCAAGCGCGAUGACGAGGAUGACUACGAAAAUGAGGAGGAUGAAGAAGAAGAACAAGUGCGCCCCCGUAGGAAGCACGUGAAGCGCACAAACCGCGCCGCCGACAAAACCCACUACUGCACCGCCCACCGCCUCCAAUUCGUUGAUAUCCGCAACCACAUCCCAGCCUGUUGCACGUCAACGACUUUCCGUAUCCGAGACAAGGAUGUGUCGAGGACAAAAUGGGGGCCGACUGUCGUCCUCGCCGACUGGCUCCGGACAGCGCCAUCGGAGAUUCUUGUGGAACCUACCGAAGCUCAAGGCGCGCGCAAGCAGUCGGUUAGCGUCAAGAGUACCAAGGAACUCCGCAAAUACAAGUGUGAUGGGUGCAAGCGCGAGUAUGCCUCGAUCGCCGACCACUUCAAGAAGAUUCGCUCAGACAAGUCUAAGUGCAGCAAGCGUAGGUUCCGGAAACGGCAAGCAGAUGGGAAAUUCGGAGCGGUGAGUAUUCUGGCUGCGUCGAGCUCGACGUAG
Messenger RNA from Mycena indigotica, 3861 nucleotides. RefSeq lists its product as uncharacterized. The record is from RefSeq and is a predicted model, not a curated record. The transcript is spliced from 11 exons. Bases 1 to 3861 code for a protein of 1286 amino acids. NCBI's taxonomy places the organism in Eukaryota, Fungi, Basidiomycota, Agaricomycetes, Agaricales, Mycenaceae.